This is a messenger RNA of Effrenium voratum, 555 nucleotides long. Lineage: Eukaryota; Dinophyceae; Suessiales; Symbiodiniaceae. The record is from the annotation of a GenBank genome assembly.
AUGGCCCUGCCCAAACUCCGCGGUGAGCAAAGGGGUAAAGGGGUGACAGGAAUUUGUUGCCACAUCAGCACCCCCAAUUGCCUGAAUCCAAAAAGGUAUGGCUGCAAGGAACAUCCGCAUCAGGCGGAUCAUUCGAUUUACAUUUCUUUGGGCAGUCAAUUUAGUCAAUCACAUCAACUAACAUGCGAUGUCCUCAGGAACGUGCCCAUCUUCAUGCCCGAGCAUCUGCCCAAGUACCUCUUCCAGCAGGGCCACGAAUCCUAUGACCACCGCUGGGCGGGGAGGAGGAUGGAUCCCAGGACCCAGACCCUGUGGCCUGAUACUGAGGAGUCGCCCUUCGAGGAGAGGAGCAUCGACGCCGUGCAUCGGAUCCUGCAGUUCAGCGAUUAUUUCCGGUUCCCGCAUGUCCAGUACUUCGCCUCUAUCCCGGACUUGCUGGAGAGGUUGCCGCAGUCCGACUUUGUGGAGAUCUCCCAUUCCAUGGCGGCCUUCAACCAGGAUGCUCUCAUCGAGACGGGUGCCACAUGGCGGCGCUUGUUGGACUCUGUGCUUUGA